UCUUUCGGUCUCUCAUGACUGAGAUGAAGGUCAAAACUCGUGAACGCAACGGCGUAGGAGCUCCUACGUGAGAAUCAGGACCAGGGACCUCAAUUAUUUUGCUUUGGAUUUCUAUUCCAUCCAAACUAAAGAAGCAACCCCUUGUUUGGUUCCUCCUAAAAGUGCGCCAAAAGAACAAAAGAACAAGCCUUUGUGUCUUAUUUUACAACUGGCCUCUGACCCUUCUCAGUUAACGAAACUACAAGUAAUUCCCAACAAUAUCGUCUUUUGAUUUUUUUUUUUUCAAUGGCCAUCUCGCCGGUCUCGUAGAUUGAGAUGAUUUGACUGCUGUUUGUUUGGUUGCUGGUUUUUGGUGUAAUUUGCAGAAGACAUAUGGUCUGUGGCAGUCAACUGACGAUGAUCUUGUAAUCCUGGGAAAAUGGGUCAGGAAUUUCAAUCCUUAUUUCAGUUGAAUACAAAGAGAUUUCUGUGGCUCAUCGUUGUUACAUUUGCAGUAAUAUUAGCGUUCCAAUAUAUUGAAAUUCCAUAUGGAAACUUUCUAUUCUCUCCAUUCUCUGCCAGUAAGAUUCCACCGUCAGGAAGUAGUAGCUUCCAGAUAGCAGAUCCACCAUCCAACACGUUUUCAGGAUCUAAUGAGUUCGACAAGAGUUCCAUUUUGGACAACGCUCAGAAAUUAGACGAUGGAUCUAUGACACAGCUGGGAGAAGAUAGUGGACAAAGCAGUUAUAACGAGAAUUGGGAUAUGAGUAAUUUGACAAGAAGUUCUUGGGAGAAAAACAUUACAUCAGUAUCAGAACAUAAAUCUGGAAGUUCAUAUAUUAAUUCUAGUGCUCCUUUUCCUGCAAUAGCACCAAUCUAUCAAACUCCUUUCAUAAGUCCUUCAACGGAAGUGAGCAAAAGUUUCAAAACACCAGCUCCAGAGUUACCAAAUUAUUCUGGCAUGCCUUCAGUUUCAAAGGACAACAUAACUACUACUUCAAAGAAUGAAAGUCUUUGGUCAUCCCAAAAUGAUGUCAAUACAAUGGAUAAGAAUUCUUCUAUCACUGUUGUGCCCCCAUUGUUGAAAGGCAACCUAACUAAUACCUUGAAGAAGGAAAAUCUCAAGCCAUCCCAAAAUGACGUGAAUAUAGAGGACAAAAAUUCUGGUGUGCCUCGUGACAAUAAAGGCUCUUCUAAGAAAAUACCUGAAGUAUUAUCAAUCUCUGAAAUGAACACAUUAUUGCUCCAGAGCCGUGCUUCCUAUCGUUCUAUGAGGCCCCGUUGGUCUUCUGCAGUUGAUCAAGAGCUAUUGCAGGCCAGAUCAGAGAUUGAAAAUGCACCAAUCAUAAAGAAUGAUCCCAGUCUCUAUUCUCCCAUUUAUCGAAACGUUUCCAUGUUCAAGAGAAGCUAUGAUAUAAUGGAAGAGAGACUUAAAGUGUAUAUAUACAGAGAAGGAGCAAGACCCAUAAUGCAUACGCCAUUUCUCAGGGGAAUAUAUGCUUCUGAAGGAUGGUUUAUGAAAAUGAUGGAAGCUAGUGACAGAUUUGUUACCAAGGACCCAAGGAAAGCCCACGUGUUUUACUUACCUUUCAGUUCUCGAAUGCUGGAAGAAACCUUAUAUGUACAGGACUCACAUAAUCACAAUAACUUGAAGCGGUAUCUGAAUAACUAUGUGGACAUGAUUGCCAGCAAACACCCUUUCUGGAACAGAACUGGAGGAGCCGAUCAUUUUCUUGUUGCCUGCCAUGAUUGGGCUCCCGGAGAGACAAAGGAGAAGAUGGCCAAGUGUAUAAGAGCUCUGUGCAAUGCUGAUGUGAAAGAAGGUUUUGUGUUUGGGAAGGAUGUGUCUCUUCCUGAAACAUACAUCCGAAAUUUUCAAAAUCCCACGAGAGGAAUGGGAGGAAAAGCAGCUUCCAGAAAGUCAACUCUGGCCUUUUUCGCUGGAAACAUGCACGGUUAUGUUAGGCCAAUUCUGUUGAAGUACUGGGAAAACAAAGAUCCUGACAUGAAAAUCUUUGGGAGAAUGCCCAAGUCCAAGGGUGACAGAAACUACAUUCAAUACAUGAAAAGCAGCAAGUACUGCAUCUGUGCCAAAGGUUAUGAAGUCAACAGUCCAAGAGUUGUGGAGGCCAUUCUAUAUGAAUGUGUGCCGGUGAUCAUAUCAGACAAUUUUGUGCCGCCCUUUUUUGAAGUUUUGAACUGGGAAUCCUUUGCAGUUUUUGUUAUGGAAAAGGAUAUUCCAAAUCUGAAGAAUAUACUCCUUUCCAUACCUGCAAAGAGAUAUCUUCAAAUGCAGAUGAGAGUCAAAAAGGUGCAGCAGCAUUUCCUCUGGCACCCCAAACCUGUCAAGUAUGAUAUAUUUCACAUGAUACUUCAUUCUAUUUGGUAUAACAGAGUCUCCACUGCAACAUCAAGGUCAGGAGCUAGAAAUGGAGUACGUUGAUGGUAGAAAUUUUUUUGGACUAGGUCAUGCACAGAUUGUGGAGGUUUGAUGCACAUAAAAGUUUGCUCUUUUUUUUUUUGUGGGGAAAAUUUCUGUCUUUUCACUCUGCUUUUUUUUUUUUUUUGCCAACCUUUUCGCUUUGCUGAUUAGCAGUACAGGCAAAAGUUCAGUUCUGUGCCAUUCUUUAGCCCAUGGCGUUUAUGAUACGAGUUGUGAAGUCUUGCAUUGCUUCCAAGAUUUGUGGAAUAACGAAUGUACAAAUGAUUCAAAAAUAUUGAUUAUGUUUCAAAUAAUGAAAAUUUAUGUUAUCAGUCUGUUAAC
Messenger RNA from Neltuma alba, 2743 nucleotides. Its product is annotated as probable glycosyltransferase At5g03795. The record is from RefSeq and is a predicted model, not a curated record. Gene Ontology annotation, molecular function: glycosyltransferase activity. The coding region runs from base 419 to 2422 and encodes 667 amino acids. The transcript has 5 exons. Lineage: Eukaryota; Viridiplantae; Streptophyta; Magnoliopsida; Fabales; Fabaceae.